Bombus huntii is the source of this 4621-nucleotide messenger RNA. RefSeq names its product solute carrier family 22 member 8-like. Gene Ontology annotation, cellular component: membrane. Bases 2237 to 4339 code for a protein of 700 amino acids. Gene Ontology annotation, molecular function: transmembrane transporter activity. The record is from RefSeq and is a predicted model, not a curated record. NCBI's taxonomy places the organism in Eukaryota, Metazoa, Arthropoda, Insecta, Hymenoptera, Apidae. Gene Ontology annotation, biological process: transmembrane transport. The transcript has 9 exons.
GAAAAAAGGCAUCCAGGCCAUCUCUUCAGGUUACGCGAUACGUGCUCGGCCACUGGCCCACUGUGUGUAUAGUCACGGCUACGGCUGUUAGAGGAUCUAUUCGAAUUGAGCGCGUGAAAGAAAAGAUAUACAUAUACGAAGGACAGCCAGCAGGAGGAUUCAGCUGGGGUUUCCUUUGGAAUCGGCGAUUGGGCGAACACGGGGAGCUUGUAAUGAAAGGCAGGAUGCGCUCGGGACCGGACGUGAUGUUCUUCGCAUACAGAAACAGUUCCAGAAACGAAGGAAACACCGUCGCAUGGACUAUGAUGAUUGGUACCCCUCCAUCAAGAUAACCGUGUCCUAAGUAUGGCAUGGUAAGAAGACGACACCGGAUAGGUUUUUAUGCCUUCUCAACUGUUUGUGCAUUUAUUUAUGACGCGAUACUAAUUUCGUUCUGAUCAAGCCGGAGAUUGCUGGUCUUUUAAGAUCUUCCUAGGGUUUUAUAUUUUAUUGUCAGGGCACGUUGUUAAAUGUAUUUGCAUGGAAACAUAACCUAAGAACGUAUCUUUUUGCUUGGAAUUUUAAUUUUCUUUUAUUUGGAACUUUCUGAAAUCGAAUUUUGACGUUUCGUUUGAUUUUGAAUUUAAAUAAGGGCUUGAUCAAGGUCUUUUUGCACAAUCAAACUGAUAUUAAUAGUUUUACAAGUAUUACAAAUUACAAGUCAUCUGAUUAUCCUAUUUAGUGAAAAAUUAUAAAAUCAUAAGGAAGAAGUUUAAAAUUUAUUGCUUCUAACUUGUUAAUUUUGUUUUAAAUCUUAUUAACAGUAAAUUAAGACAUAAUUAAUCAGGGCAGGGACUACAAAGUGGAUAAUAAAUUAUGUAAGAAAAGCAAAUAGUAAAUCGGUGAUUGAAAUGCUGCGUGCAUUCAACCGUAAGGAAGAUUUUUGCUGGGAAAAACGAUAGAAUAAAAUGAAACGAUCAAUACCUAUCAACGAGACUUUCUGUUGCAACCUAUACAGGUGAACAUAGAAUGAAGUAAACGCGCGUUAAGAGUUCAUAGACCCAGUCAGCCUAUUAUUUCAGUUUAUGCAUUUGAAUUUGCGCGUGUCAAUUGGACGACAUGUAAAUACUAUGUGUUUUACAUUUCUUGAUGCUGUUUUACACAUUCUCUUGAAAAUGUUGUAUCUCUUUUGUAUGAAUAAUACGAUUCUUUUUUUACGAAUGCUGCAAUUUUAAUCGACUUUUAAUCGAAUAAUACGAUGUUUAUUAUAAAGUUAAGAUUGUGAAUGAUUAUAUGAAUUAAAUGAUAGAAGAUUGCAGUACAAAUUAUAUGAAUGAUAUUUAAUCGAGUAAUACGAUUAUUAUAGUAAACGGAUAUUUAUGUAGAAUUAAGAUAAUUCAUGUAAAUUACGAAUGUACAUUCACAUAUUUAGGCAUUAUGUUUUAUACAAACAUGAUGAAUUUCUUAUGCUAAUAAACGCAGAAAACUAUUUUACAUAAAAAAUCAAUGAUCUAACUUACACCAUUCGGAUUUUCAGCCAAUCAUAUAUACGUAUACGAAAAGAAACAUAUUUCCUUAUCUUCACAGACUCUUAUGAUUCUUCUUGCAUCCCAUUCAGACUCCGGAAGUAGCGGCCACGUCACCGUGUUUCCCAGAAAUACAAAAUUCAUAUUACGUCAAUUUAAAAAUCGAUUAUUAUUGACAGAAGAUCGUUUUCUCGUGACGUGCGUGCGUUAAUGGGAUACGUGUCGCCAAGCGUAAAACAAUAGCACGGGUUUCUGUCCUUCUCUGAUUCAGCGCUAGGAAUCGGUUCCUCGCUAUCCUUCGAGAGAGAGGACCCCGUCUCUGUUAGUGCGUGCUUUACCCUCACCGAUGACACUUUGUUCGGGCUCCGCGACAAGUUUCACUUGUUGCCACGAAUUUCCAUUUUGUCACUUCUCACAGCGACAUGCGUUUAUCAAACUUCUUUUAACUCUGUAAAAUCUCAUUCUUACACAUAUCUUUCUCUUCUUUACUCUCUUUUUCAUUUCAUUUCGUAUUUUCGCGUUACAAAUGGAGAAGUGGAUCGUUCUUCGUGUAAUAGGAAUUUCAGUAUUGAUUUCUUCACUUGGUUGGACUAUCAUUGUUCAUUUGUGAAUUGUAUGAUAAAUUGUGAAUUUAUUAAGACACUAUUAUUAUUCAAUUUUGUUCUGUGAUUAUCAUCUCUCGUGAUUUAUAUCCUGUGAAAUACAGAAUUGGUAAAGGAUUGUUUGAAGAAAUGAAUGCGGAGGAAGUAAAGGUUGGAUGCUUUCAAGUAGUCAUCGUGCUGUUACUUGGCAUCAAUUAUGUCAUCGUUGCAAUGAGCCACGCGCUCCCGGUGUUUCACAAUUAUACGCCUAAAUUUUAUUGUCAGCCAAAGAAUGGAACGAAACGAAUAUAUGGUUGCCAAGAGCUUGGCAACGUGACUGUUGCAGUUAACGAGACUUCCGGUCUUAAGGAAUCUUCGAGUACAGACUUGUGCUUCAGCAAGUAUCAAUUUGCAACUGAAUUCGGAGAAAAUAGCGUAGUAACAGAAUGGAGUUUAGUUUGUGAGAAACGGUAUUUGACGUUUCUUGGACCGACAGUUUAUUACGUCGGGGUUUUAAUGGGCGCUUGUAUCGCUGGACUUUUAGCAGAUCGAAUAGGAAGACUUCCGGUUCAAGCGAUUUGCCUUUAUACUCAGGGCACGAUGGCUGUCGCACUAUAUGUUGUGCAGAAUUAUCCCACGUUUCUGGCUCUUCGAGGACUACAAGGAGUUUUUGUUCAGGGUCUACAAAAUUCGACGUACAUCCUUUCUUUGGAACUGUUUCCUGUGAAAGCACGGACUUUCGUUGCAUUAGUUAUGCAAAUUGCGUGGGCUAUUGGUUUGAUGCUCUUAGCCGCACUUAGUUACGUUAUACCCGAUUGGAGAAUUUUACAAUUAGCUGUCUCAGUUCCCACUGCUGUAACUGUGCUCUACAUUUGGAUAAUACCAGAAUCACCAAGGUGGCUACUAGCAAAGGGUAAAAUCACGGAAGCAGAUAUGGCAGUGGAACGCAUCACGAAAUACAAUCUCUGUUGCACUAGAUCGCGAAGGGAAAAUGUUAAAACGGAGACAAACAUUUCCGAGAACGCGACGCCGGUUAAACCGGAACGAAAGUCACGUGUUUCGUGUGCAGACCUAAAGAAAUCGAAAACCGAUAGCGAAGUGAAAGAAGAAGCUGCGAAUUUACUAAAUAGCAACACGGAUGCGGCUCAACAAAAAGUUCAAAAAACGAGUUUGAGAGAAAUAUCUGAAUACUUGGAAAGUAAGCUGCCUAAAACGGAAUCGGAACCGGACUCUGCACAAUGUGAGAAUGGAGAAACAAAUAAGAGGAAUGGUCCAUCGAAGUCGAAGAGCCAUCGGAAGUCGAAAUCGAUAUCACAGUCUGCUGGUAAUCAACGACUUUCCAUGAAAAAUACUUACGACAUCGUAGAGCUACGUACCCCAGCGAAAAAAGAAAUGUCAAAUAAGGAUGACGAGAAGAAAUUUAGCAAAGUCAAAGAAAAAUCUAGUAACGCGCAAACGAAAGAAGAAUUGUUAGAACUAUUUAAAUCCAAGCUGUUAAAAAAAUAUGGCAUUGUGAUCAUUUAUCAAUGGUUCACGUCUUCUAUAGCGUGUUAUGUCUUCAUGACGCUCGAGCCGAAUCUUUGGGCGAUCAAUAGACACGUCACUUUUGCGCUAGGAGGAGCGUUAGAAAUUGCAUCUUACGUGUUUCUCUACUUCAUAUUGUCUAGAUAUGGCAGACGACUACCGAUGUCAGCGUAUCAAUCAAUUACUGGUGCAAUUUGCAUCUUUUUUGCAGCUAUAAUUAUCUUUUCAAAUUCCACCAUUACAUCCAAUCUCAUGAAGACCAUUAUGUCCUUGCUCGGAAGAGUAGCAGUGAUGAGUACCGUUUCCAUAACAUAUUUGUAUACGAUUGAGAUAUUUCCAACUGUUGUGCGAGGAACCUGCUUAGGCUUGUGCACCGUUUUCGCGAAAAUUGGCAGUUUGUGCACGCCACACAUACUAUCGGGAGAGCAUUUUCCAAUAACCAUUCCAUUAAUAAUAAUUGGAAUGCUCUGCUUAGGAUCUGGAGUAGUUGCUUUAAUUUUACCAGAAACUUUAAGUCAAGUUUUACCUGACGCGAUAGAGGAUUCCGAAUUGUUGACUGUAAAAAGGAGAGAAAAGAAGAAUAAUGAGAAUUUAAAUAAUGAAGAUGCAUCUACUACUGAAGAUGCUUCAGAACGGGAGAUACUUAGAGCAAAAUUAUUCUCUGAAGAUUGGGUGGACGCAGGAAAUGGUAUAUUAGUGAAUUUCUCGGAAAAUAAAAAUUCUGAAUGAAAUUUUUAAAGUUUUAUAUAGAAGAAAUUAAUGCCACAUUUUUAUAUCGAUGAAUUAUAACCGACAGUUUGACGAUCAUUAUGAUUAUUGACGUUCCGUUGCAAAAUGUGAUUAUUUUGUAUUAUUUAUCGCAAAGAUUUAUUGUUAAUGAUAUCUUUUAUUGAGUUGGAUUAUGUGUAAUUAAGGAUUUAAAAUAAUGAUUUAAUUUAUAAUUAGAAAAUAUUUUAUAUAUGAAUUUAAAUUGCAAGGGUGAAAAAUAAUAUAAUAUUUUUUAUAAAUUUA